GUCGCCGGAAAAAGAAGAAGAAAAAGAAGAACUGCAACAAAAAAGAUAACAAUAAUAAAGGUCUCCCCAGCAUUAUGAACUGAACUAAGCGAAUAAUGGAGCUGAAGCUGGACAUGCUGAACGUUUGCAGGACAUGCCUGCAGGAUGGCGACGCCCAAAUGGUCUCAAUUUACGAGCGAGCGGACGACAAGGAGCGCGGCGGCACUUUACUUUGUGAGAAACUCGAGAGUUUCAGUGGAAUUCAGAUAACCCGCACGGACCAUCUGCCCACCAGGAUUUGCCUCAAGUGCAAGGCCUUUCUAAUCCUCGCCCACAAAUUCCGGCAGAUUUGCCAGCGCUCCCAUGACUUCCUCAGUGAAUAUGUGGUCAAAGAUGUAGAGGAGCCGGCUGUGGUUGUUUCAGAAUCUUCCCCGCCACCUGUGGCAACAGAACAGUUGGAGCAACUAGAGGUGGAGGUGCUAGAUGAAGCUGUUUGGGCCGACGACGAACAAGUCGAAGAUGUGGCAGCACCGCUGGAGAAGGAGAGGCCAGUGGUGUUGGCUGUGGAAACAGUUCCUGCGCCAGCCAUAAUCAGUAGCGUCAAACUGCAUGUGUGCGAGAUUUGUGGUAACGGAUAUCCCAGGAAGAGCACCUUGGACACGCACAUGCGAAGACAUACCAACGAACGGCCUUUCGAAUGCGAGAUCUGCCACAAGAGCUUCCACGUCAACUACCAGUUGAUGCGCCACAUACGCCAGCACACGGGAGCCAAGCCCUACAAAUGCCAAUAUUGUCAACGUUGCUUCGCGGAUCGCACUUCCCUUGUAAAGCACGAAAGAACCCAUCGAAAUGAGCGUCCCUAUGGUUGUCAGACUUGCGGCAAAACCUUCACUUACUCUAGCGUCUUGAAGGAGCACUACAAAACGCAUACGGGCGAGAAGCCUCACACGUGCAAACUCUGUGGCAAGACCUUUGCUCGAACCCACAAUCUGGUAGCCCACAUGCAGACCCAACAGCAUUUAAAUGAUCCCCGAACUGCUGGCUAUCUAAAUACGAUCAAGUCGAGCACUACUGUAACGGUUGUACAAAAAUAAAUAUAUGUGGAUAUUAAAAA
Molecule: messenger RNA, 1093 nt
Organism: Drosophila kikkawai
Lineage: Eukaryota; Metazoa; Arthropoda; Insecta; Diptera; Drosophilidae
Product: zinc finger protein 852
Biological process (GO): regulation of transcription by RNA polymerase II
Cellular component (GO): nucleus
Molecular function (GO): sequence-specific DNA binding; DNA-binding transcription factor activity, RNA polymerase II-specific; zinc ion binding
Source: RefSeq, a predicted model, not a curated record